Molecule: messenger RNA, 1212 nt
Organism: Penicillium manginii
Lineage: Eukaryota; Fungi; Ascomycota; Eurotiomycetes; Eurotiales; Aspergillaceae
Product: fungal specific transcription factor domain-containing protein
Exons: 2
Coding region: 1-1212 (403 amino acids)
Source: RefSeq, a predicted model, not a curated record
AUGUCACGGGAUUUGCAAAUCCAUCGCCUAGACACUGCUAGAGCCUGCGAAGAGCGACGGAUUAAAGGAUGCGAUAUGAUAGAUCUCGAGGUUCAGAGGCGCGCUUGGUGGAAUAUGGUUGCGUCUGACUGGCUUCUCUCAUUUUCCGGUGGUCCCCAAGAGGGUGCAUACACGUUCCAGUCUAAGCAUAUGAAAGUGAACUUACCCAGCAAUACGGAUGAUGAAUUGAUCACAGCAUCGGGAGUUCAGCAAGAAUUCCCUUUGUCUGUUCCCACAGCCAUGUCGGCAUUUUUUGCCCGGGUCCAGGCAUCUGAACUUUGCCGUGAUGUUAUUGAUGCCUUGCCGUCCAUUAUGUUGGACUCCCAAGAGUGUGAUUAUGAGACCAUUUUAGAGCUAGAUGCCAAGUUCCAGAAGCAUAUGGACGAUCUCCCUUUCUUCUUCAGGCUUGACCAGGCCAGCAUUGAGCAAAGUCGACAAAUAUGCAAGGAACGACCAUACAUUGCCUGGCAACGGGUCACUCUUCAUUUCAGCCUCCACACACGCCUCUGCCGACUCCACAGGCCCUAUCAUCUUGAAGGUAUCACAAACCCGAAAUACGCCUACUCCCACAAAAGUUGCAUUCGAUCUGCGCAGAAAGUCCUGGAAUUGCGGCGUUCGAUGGACGAAAUUGCAGUCGGGGUUGGACUCAGCCCAUCGCGUUUCUGGACCGUCAUGCAUCAUCUGUUCUUCGCGGCGCUAAUUCUCGCCAUGGAUGUAUCAUUCAACCCGCACGCACCCGACGCCGAGGCUCGCAAAGCAAAAGUACUGGCAGCGUACCAGACAUUGGAGAACUCGAAGCACGAUUCAAAUUAUCUCAUGGAAGGAAUUCAGAAGAAUUUACAGACUCUCAUGUCAACCCUUCAUAAAAAUCGGCCACAGACUUCUGGUACAGGGACCGGUGUUGUGCAAAGUGGUGUUUUCGCCGAGACAGGCCAAGCGCCCGACCGACUUGGCGAAUCGUCGACAACUCACGAGGGUGGUGGAGACGGGAUUGGUGCACAGCUGGCCGUGAAUGAAGAAUUAGACCUCGGCAUUGUUAAUGACUUGGACCAGGAAGGUUGGGAGCAGCUCUGGUCGGAAUUUGUGGCCGUUGCGCCAGAACUGGACGUUCCACAGUGGAGCUCAUUACUGGAGGACGUUGAUUUCAAUCCACAGCUGGACGCAUACUAUUAG